Messenger RNA from Paramecium sonneborni, 345 nucleotides. Lineage: Eukaryota; Ciliophora; Oligohymenophorea; Peniculida; Parameciidae. The record is from the annotation of a GenBank genome assembly.
AUGGGUUAAUCGUGUUCUUGCAAUGCAAUGCUUUCAGUCUCAAAUACUGAAAUUACAAGAAGAAAUGAGGUAUCAAUUAGAGAAGAGAGUUAAAAUAGUUCAGAAGAAAAUUAUAUAUAAAUAGAAAACACAUCUAGAGUUUAUACAAUAGAAUAUCCUGAAAGAUUUAUCAUUAUUUAUCCUGCAAAAAAGGAAAAUUUUGAUAGUUUAAGAAAAGAGCUUCAGCAUUUAAAUAAAGAUGCUUCAUUUGUUAUUUAAGAAUGUGAGAAUUUGAGUUAAGAUUCGUACUAUUCUCAAGAGUUUUCAAGCUAAUUGUUAUCAUCAUUAGAGGAUUUCAAAUUAUGA